This is a messenger RNA of Otolemur garnettii (small-eared galago), 1442 nucleotides long. It is a transcript of the gene FUT9, whose product is annotated as fucosyltransferase 9. NCBI's taxonomy places the organism in Eukaryota, Metazoa, Chordata, Mammalia, Primates, Galagidae. Gene Ontology annotation, cellular component: membrane. The record is from RefSeq and is a predicted model, not a curated record. The coding region runs from base 99 to 1178 and encodes 359 amino acids. The transcript is spliced from 2 exons. Gene Ontology annotation, molecular function: alpha-(1->3)-fucosyltransferase activity.
GGUUUAGCAUGUAAUAACUCAAGGAGCUGAUAAUAUAGUGGCGUGGUUUAACAACUGUCUAUGUGCUUCCCAUGAUAUGUUCUCUAUAUUAAAAAACUAUGACAUCUACAUCCAAAGGAAUUCUCCGCCCAUUCUUAAUCGUCUGUGUUAUCCUGGGCUGCUUCAUGGCAAGUCUGCUCAUUUACAUCAAGCCCACCAACAGCUGGAUCUUCAGUCCAAUGGAGUCAGCCAGCUCUGUGCUGAAAAUGAAAAAUUUCUUCUCCACCAAAACUGAUUAUUUUAAUGAAACUACCAUUCUGGUCUGGGUGUGGCCAUUUGGGCAGACCUUUGACCUUACAUCCUGCCAAGCAAUGUUCAAUAUCCAAGGAUGCCAUCUCACAACGGACCGUUCACUGUAUAACAAGUCUCAUGCGGUUUUGAUCCAUCACCGAGACAUCAGUUGGGAUCUGACUAAUUUACCUCAGCAAGCGAGGCCACCCUUCCAGAAAUGGAUUUGGAUGAAUUUGGAAUCACCAACUCACACUCCUCAAAAGAGUGGUAUUGAGCACUUGUUCAACCUGACUCUGACUUACCGCCGUGACUCAGACAUCCAAGUGCCUUACGGCUUCUUGACAGUGAGCACCAACCCCUUCGUGUUUGAAGUGCCAAGUAAAGAGAAAUUGGUGUGCUGGGUUGUAAGUAACUGGAAUCCUGAGCAUGCCAGGGUCAAGUAUUACAAUGAGCUAAGCAAAAGCAUUGAAAUCCAUACCUAUGGGCAAGCAUUUGGAGAAUAUGUCAAUGAUAAAAAUUUGAUUCCUACCAUAUCUACUUGUAAAUUUUACCUUUCUUUUGAAAAUUCAAUCCAUAAAGAUUACAUCACAGAAAAGCUUUACAAUGCUUUUCUGGCUGGCUCUGUUCCAGUUGUUCUUGGGCCCUCUAGGGAAAACUAUGAGAAUUAUAUUCCUGCAGAUUCAUUCAUUCACGUGGAAGAUUAUAACUCUCCCAGUGAGCUAGCAAAGUAUCUGAAAGAAGUUGACAAAAACAAUAAGUUAUACCUUAGUUACUUUAACUGGAGGAAGGAUUUCACAGUAAACCUUCCACGAUUUUGGGAAUCACAUGCAUGUUUGGCUUGUGAUCAUGUGAAAAGGCAUCAGGAGUAUAAGUCUGUUGGUAAUUUAGAGAAAUGGUUUUGGAAUUAAAAUUUUUUAUCAUUUGCACACUAGGUAAAAUAUUUUGUUGCAAUAUCUUCCAAGUUUUAAGGAUAAGAAAAGAAAUAAUACUCUACUUUCAUGUCACAAUUUAUUUUUACCAUCCUCUCUUGAGUAACAUGUAUAUUUUGGUGGUAAUUUUUAAAAGUGCCACAGUUGCAGUCAUUCCAUUUGGUUUUAAAUUAUCCUGUAUAUACCUGAUUAUGUUUGUGGCAAAAUAAUUUAUUCUUCACUAUCAUUUGUAAACAUUUUUUA